Aspergillus vadensis CBS 113365 is the source of this 413-nucleotide messenger RNA. RefSeq lists its product as uncharacterized. The record is from RefSeq and is a predicted model, not a curated record. Lineage: Eukaryota; Fungi; Ascomycota; Eurotiomycetes; Eurotiales; Aspergillaceae. The transcript has a single exon. Bases 47 to 301 code for a protein of 84 amino acids.
UCCGGAAUUUUCAAUGGUAGAAAGUAAUACGGGUUAAGACGAGGACAUGGAUAAAAUACUAGAAGUUUACCAUCAAACACUGCUGAUCUGUCUGAAGCAAAACCAAUUUGCUGGGAUAUCCGCUACAGCUGCUGCUAUACUAUCAUGUACAUUCCGGAACUUCGCGAGCAAUGAAAAAGAGAGAGGAAAAUCUCAGUCCGUGUCUCGCAACUUCAGUAGAAGAAAAAAAAGAACCCGCAAUUUGAAACCCCACCAACAUGCCCGUAUUGCGCCAAAACUCACACCCGGUUCCGGUUGUUGAUCAAUCAGUCAAUCAAUGAAAGCCAUGACGUUGCUAACAUCAAGAUGGAGAGAUAAUGAGGAUUGUAGAACAAAUUAAAUUGUUCGUGCCGAGACAUCCUGCAUCAGAGGUG